Molecule: messenger RNA, 13290 nt
Organism: Pelobates cultripes (western spadefoot toad)
Lineage: Eukaryota; Metazoa; Chordata; Amphibia; Anura; Pelobatidae
Source: the annotation of a GenBank genome assembly
ACUAUUUUAACAGGUCCCUUCUUAACAGGCAAUACCACGUACCUUCAGGGAGUGGAGGAAAAAACAACAACUUUCUUGCAAGAAGUUUCUGCUAUCUAAGGAUGGGGCUGUGUCACCAGCACGUCACUACUUGCUCAACCAGUUUCUCUACUCCUCUUACUAAAAUAGCUGAGCCCCCAACACACAAUACUAUUCUCUCCCUAGAGUAGGAACUCUAGAGCACCUUUAAAUAAUUAAUACUGCCAUUCUGACCACCCACAGCAUCUGUGCUGAACCAUGACGGCCUUUAAAGGAAUAUGGACCAGGCAAUUCUGGACUUCUAUGGCUGGAGAAUUCUUAGCAGUGUUUCUUUUCUUGGUUGUUAGUUUAGGAUCUACAGCAGGGUUGAAUGAACCUGGAGCCAGUGAUACACAUAUAGCCUUUUGCUUUGGACUAAGCAUAGCCAUUUUAAUUCAUUGCUUCGGGCAUAUAUGUGAAGCCUUUUUAAACCCUGCAGUAGCAGUGGCCAUGAUUUGCACCAGGAAAAUAUCAGUGGCCAGAGGAUUAUUUUACAUCAUUAUCCAAUGUCUGGGGGCUAUAGCUGGAGCUGGCGUUGUGGCUCUUAUUACACCACACGAUAAAUGGCCAGUUGGUGUUACCAAGGUAUGUUUAAUGUGUGCUCUUUCAGAAGGUGCGAGGAUCCAGAUGGUCAUCAAAGGUCAUUAUCAUACUUUUAAUCAAAUAACGGACAGGCUAAACCAGAAUAUGGUGAUUACAUGUCUUACAGGCUUAUUCAAUAAAGUGUGAAAUGCUGGCAAAUUCAAAGUGAAUUUAAAUAUAAUUUAAAAUUUUAGGUCAUAACAGAUGAAUUGCAAUACAAGAUGGUUAUUUGGGACUAACAUUUACAUUUCCAGCAAAUCAUGUUUUAGUGAAUAACCCUGCGUGUUAAUAUUUAGGUACUGCUCAAAGAUAAAAACUUCCAUUUGAUAGAAUUUGCAUUGUUUUUUUGUUUCUUAAGUCUACCAAUUAUAAUACACUUAAAUUGAAUACAUAAUCUACUAUAUAUAGAAAAGAUACAUAACAGUGAAGUGUGCUUUAGGGGAAAAUAAACCAUCUCUGAGACAUCAUAAUUUUAUAAUUGUUUCUUGAACCUUUAUAAAGGUUCUAGAGACCUAAAUAAAAUGAUGUCUCCGAAUCGUGUGUGUGUGUGUGUGUACAUGCUCAAUCUUAUGAAAUGGGGUUUAGGAUUACAGCAUGUGCACACAUGUCAUGAGCUAUAACAUGCUGUAUAUUCUUGUAUGACAAACACUAUGUCAUGGAAUGGUGUGUAGGGCUACAGCAUACGUAUGCUUAUGUAUGAGCAAUAUCAUAAUGCAUGUUCGUGCAUUACAUAUGUUAUAUCACAGCACGGAUUGCAGGAGUACAGCAUGUUCCUGUAUGGCAAAUUAAUGAAAUGCAAUGUUGUUUGAAUGACUCGCUGGUUUAUAGACCAGGAAUGUAAGUCAUGUUGCAGAUCCCUGGUCUCUAAACUCUGGGAGGAUUCUAGAACGCUUACCUAAACCCUCCCAUGUGAUGUUAUGUAAACUGUUACUGUAAAUUAUGUCUGAGUAGGUGUUAAGGAAGUGGAUUCAAAUAAUUCAUUUUGUAUUUUAAAAAAUCUUUUUGACAUCCAAGUUGCCUUUUACAAUAAUGUGAGGGCUGGAAAUUAAAUGUACUCCUGAUAUUUAUAGCAUUACAAUUCUCCUGUUUAUAUAAAGGCCUAGACCCUUAUAUUCUGAAAAUGCUGUAACGAUACAGAGACUUCAUUUAAAGGGAUUUUAUAGUGUUAGGAAUACAAAGCUGUACCAUACAAGGAGAUAUUUACACAAAAAGAGAGGGGGAGGGGGAAACACACUGUUUCUCUGAACCCCUGAGUGCAAACGAUAGAUUAUACUACAAUACGGUAUGCAACGAUGGGUAGUGGCAUACAUAGAUAUAGAUUAUACUACAAUACGUUCUGCAAUAACCUGUAGUGGCAUACAUACCUAGGCAAUACCCUGAACGAUGACACGGGCGGAUGCCACUGCCCAUCACACAGGGGCCAAGGGACACAGCGCAUCAGACCCCCUACCAGGCCUUUAACACUUGCAAUGGGCCCACCCAUACGCCAAGCCCUUGGGGCCCCCGGGAGGCGUUAGUCCCCCCUCCCUCUCCCCCUGGAAGGUUGGCAAGAAGGCGGACUGAGGCCUCUGUAACAGAAAUGUUGAUUGUUGUCGUUAACUGUUUCCUACAUACACACUGUUUAGUUAUGGACAAUGUAAUUUACUAAGGGUUAUCUGGUUUCACAGGACUCUCACGUCGGGCGUGGCGCACACUACUGGGCACACCCCUGCCGGGGAGGAAGAAAUAGAGAUGACAUUAAGCAAUGCAGCGUUACAAGGUCAUGGCUCAUGGGCCAGAAUCUCUCACGAGCGCUGGUCGCGGUGGAGGAGAGGUCCCAUGCACCCAAAUUGCGUCUGGCAAUUAGUAAGACCAGACCUGUUCCACCUCCUCUUGGAGAUGCACUAUAUAAAUCUCUUCUUCCCUUCUAUCCUUUCUUUCUUUCCUCUCCCCUCCCUUAUGUGGGGCUGAGCAGUGCAGUCGGGGAGCAGAAUAUGGUGCGGAUGUCCCAUCUGAGAGUACUGACUGGUAACUUACACGACUGGGGGGUGUGUAGAGCCGAGAUGGCCGUACAGCAUAACAGGGCACUUGUACCUCAGUCAUGGCUUUAAUUAUUCCAUCACUAAACUUUAAGGGCUUGAACGCCCCUACAAAUCGACGACUUCUUUUCCGCGAAUUAAAAAGAAUUAAAUCAGACGUCGCAUUUAUACAAGAAACGUACCUACCUAGACACUCACAGCUUCGGCUGCGCGAUCACACAUACGACACUACAUAUGAAGCUUGUGCCCAUAAAAAACGCAAUACUAAUUCGCAACAGCUGCCCCUUUCACACUUCAAAAACCGAAACCAACCCCGAGGGACAGUACAUCAUCGGAACAGUACAUCAUCUUAUCCGGCACCAUACUCUCACAUACAGUCCACCUCAUCAACAUUUACGCACCAAACCAGCCCGAACCGUGGUUCUGGGAACAGAUACAACAGAUAUUGCAGGCUUUGCCACACGGCAUGGUCAUGGUGGGGGGGGACCUCAACGCGCUGCCAUGUCCUGCCGCCGACAGGAGCGCUCACAGGGGGGUGCCCAGGUCUCAAGGAUCGAGGCGGCCAAGAUAAAUUGCUGCACGAGUUCAUAACUCACACAGGCCUCGUUGACGUGUGGAGGGCGUAUCAUCCCAAUGCAGUAGAUUAUACCUUUUACUCGGCGCCACACGGCACACAUUCCGUGAUAGACCUGUUCCUGGUCAACGACCACUGCAUGGCUCGGGUCACGAACUCAGCUGUGGGCUCAAUAGCAUGGUCUGAUCAUGCAGAAGUGACCUUAACCUUAGGCAACCUGUGUAGGGCAACCCCAUGGUCCUGGAGGAUGAAUACAUCCUUACUGAGGGAUGAAGAUAUCACAAAACAGGUUAGCCCUGACUUGAAAGUGAGCACAAUCUGGGCUGCCCACAAAGCAGUGAUAAGGGGUACAUUCAUCCGCUUGAAGCCAACUACCCCAGGCAUGUCAGAAAUUGUAGCUAGAAUUAAAGAGAUAAGACUGAUGGACGAUCUGACAGCCAGAGUUAAGGGGUCCACUAAAACUUUCCAUAAGAUCUGGGACCUAUGGGACGACAGCACACUGGGUGAGGACUGAGGCCGCUGCACAUCCGGCGCAUGGCAUGUUUGCUGAUCCACCCCCCUUCACGGAAUUGUGCAUUCAAAAGUUAAUAUAAAAUACAAAAUGCUCAUAGUCUAAGCAAAUUGAGUAAUUUCUACUGUAUGAUGCAGUUAAAAGUCUCUGCUUGAAUACAGGUAUCUUGUAUUUGGACUAAAAUAGAAUUACGAUAGAUAUGUGAAGGAUCAUGGAGUAUUUCAGAUGGAGUAUUGAAGAAGUAAUACCUUCGAACUUCUCAGAAUCAGCUCAUGCAAAAAGUUCAUAGUUAUAUGUUCAAUAAAACAAUACUUAAAACGUUUGUAUCCCCUUUUGUUGCCCCUCCUUGUCCCCCCUAAACAAAACACCUUGAAGGCAGACUGCAGCAGCAUUAACCCCACAAUCGUGGUGAUCUGAGGUUAUUUUUGAAAAUGACUGAAAUGUUCCAUGCUGCGUCCUUAAGGGUAGGACUGCAAUAAAUUUAUACCAUAGGGUUGGAAUUUAUAACAUAAUGCUCAUAUAUGAAUUCAUAUAUAUUUUGUGUCAUAAAAUUAUUAAUAUAUUAGGGUUUAGGGUUAGAAAUGGGGUGUGGUAUAAGUCAUGGAUUUGGUUAUUAUAUAAGGAGGGGUUUAAAAUGUACUCUUAGGCUGAAGCCACUGGACUUUAUAACACCUAGCAAUACCCUUCACAGCAGAGUUUAUUAUAAGCUGAUAGUGGCUAAUUCUGUCCAAUUUUCAUGAUACAUGCGGUUACAGCUGCAUAUUUCCAUAUUUUAGUUCUGGAUUUCAGGUGUCCAGAUGUAUCCUGAUAGGAUGAAAUCCAGUCUAUAUUCUCUGUAAUUCAUGCAGUAUUGGGAAAUCAUGGCAUUAGUAAAUCUUGAACCAAUGCCCAGAUUUUACCAGAUGGUGCCAGAUUUGGUUUCCUUAUUUGAACCAGACUCAUUUGGACUUUAGUGAAUAUCCCCAUGUUGAGUUUGUUAGAAAGGAACAAAUUCUGUUAAGAACCUCCCCCCCCCCACAUAUUAUGGCAAGGUGUUCUCCCAUAUAAGUAAUUAUUAGUUCUUCUGAUUGUUCCCAUGCUGGAUUUAUAAAUCACUGUCCGUGUUCCCUUGUUAUCUAGCACUGUGUGGAAUCCAUAGUGGGUAGAAUGAUAUCAAUUACUCAUACAUCGCACCCAGUAUUCAGUCUUUAGGAAACAAUAAUACAGAAUAUGACCGGAGCAGGCUCUUUCACUGGGUAAUGGCAUUUGCCAUAUUUACCAGUUGCACACAGACCCAAUAACCAUGACUAGUGCAAAACCUCUUCCAUGUCACUAUUUGUCUACUUCAAUAAUAUAUACGAUAUAGUGGUUCAUUCGAGUGUAUAUUUUUUAAUUUUAAUUUUUUAUUAUUACCAUUUUCUAAUUAGGAACAUGACACCGUUUCACAUGGUCAGGCUCUUCUCGUGGAAACGAUCAUCACUUUCCAGUUGGUGUUCACAAUUUUUGCUUCGUGUGACAAGAAGCGAAGUGACAUUAAAGUUCCCAUUCCUCUUAUCAUUGGGCUCUCGGUGACAAUUGGACACCUUUUUGCAGUAAGUUGACCGGCUUAUUAAAGUACAAUAAAUACCACUGUCUUGAUACAUUUAUCUUACAAAUGCACACAAUUCUUCUGACUACAGUGGCUGUACACAACAUUACUUACAGAGUAAAAAUCAGAAACUGAGAAUUCAAAGUAAAAUCUAAGGCCUGAGUACCUGAACUGAAAGCAUAACCGAUUUAGAGAUUAUUUUUCCAGUUUGGUUAUUUUGACUUUAAAUGAUAUUGAAUUCACCUUGAAAUUUCACCUUAGUGAAUAACCCUGUUAGUAUAUCACUCAAUGUGCAUUAAAAAAAACAACUUAAAAGUAGUUGCUAGUAACCACCUUUGGGAAGAAAAGUUGUAGCCAUCGCACUAUGUAGAAUGGCAAGUCGGUAACUUUGUUUACUGGCAUGGUUUAUCCCUAAAGUGAGAAUUCAAGGAAGCUUUUAAAAGUAAGCUCAAAAUAGUUUAACUGUAAAAAUCAUCUAAGUCAACCAUGCUUUCCGUUCAGCUGCUCUGGGCUUAAAUCUGAAAUACACUUUGAAUGAUUACUUUAGUUAAUAAUCUUGCAUGCCUUGGCAACCACUAUGGAGAACACCAACCUUGUGGAAUUUUGUUCCAGCUUGAGAUCACCUUAGCAAAUAUAACAUUUUCAUAGCUAGGUAGUAAAUGUGUUAGUACAUAAGCCACGCCAUCAUGGAAUUUGCUGAGCCUGACCUCAGGUAGUAAAAGGUGUGUGCAACAGGUGAAUAAUUAAGAUUGUUACUCAGAAACCAUUAAACAAGUAUAAUAUGUAGUACUGUCAGAGCCUGAUUAAGAGCCCAUUGGGCCUGGAGCUGGUUACAAUUAUGAUGGCCUUAAUUGCAGAAUCUUAUUGACAGAAAACACUAAAACAGUUACACCUUCAAAGUGUCUUCAAUCAGGUGGAGAUGGGCAGGGUAAAAGGGAUGGACCCGCAAGGAAAACCGAGGCAGGUCUGUCCAAAGAAUUGGAAGUUCAGCCUGGCGACCAGCCGAAGGACAUAUUAGGCAGACAGCAUAGACCUUGGCACGAAUGUGUUCAAUGAUAUGCUAGCUCUAUGUUUUCUGGGGACAGUUCCCUGGUGUCCUGCGUGACUUAAUUGUCCACUCAUCUUCUUCCCUGUUUACUAGCAGGAAGAAGCUCCUUGUAUGCAGGCUUGGACAGAGAAAAAGGUGGACGUAGUGAGAGUAGAAUUAAGGGGAUAUGCUACACUGUUAGAUAGACUGAAGCAGCAAAGGCAUUUGCACAAAGUCAGCUUUACCUUAAUUCAUUUAUGGUCAGCCAGUCCACACAUGGUUUGUUCCUCUAUACCCAUUAUAAGUUGCCUUACUUACUUCUCUCUGCACAAAGCAAGAGGGUUUUUUUUUUUUUUUUUUUAAUCACUGGGCCUAUUUUAAGGGCAUGGGCCUGAAGUUUCAGCUCCAUUAGCCCCUAUGUUAAUCCGGCCCUGAGUACUGGGUUUUAUUAAUCUGAGUAUUCAUGAGAGAGUACUUCUCUAUAUGAGUUACACUCUGGAUGGCCCUAAAUAUAUACUGUGAAGUCAGUUGAAACUGUAAUUUUGGCUUUAAAGCAACACUCCAAGAAACACCACAACCACUGCCGGCACUCUUCAAUAUAAGUGUGUGUGGCUGGAUUACCUAUAUGUGAUAGGAAAGGUGGAAGCAUACUAACUGGUUGGAGUACCGUCUGAACUUUGGUGAUAGUAAGUUUGAGCAUCCAAUACCUAGGAUUAGUUGUAGUCAACACCACCAGAUUUCUUCACUAAACCAGGAAUGAGAGAGAAUUAUUAGUGGCAUUUAUAUGGCACAGACAUAUCCCAUAGCACUUUACAACUUACAAAAAAGACAAACUAUGACAAAUGUUAACAGGAACAAGAGGUAAUAAGAAUAUAAAAGAGAUUUGCAACAUUCAGGGCACAAGGUACAAUCAUUGUAUCUGUUGGAUGGACUGCUGUCGAGUUCUGAUCUAAAUUUCCAAUGAGCAGACGUUUAUGUGACAUGCACAGCUCCCGUUGAAAAUAAUGGGAGCAUCCUGAAUGGCUGAAUCAUCUCUUGGUCUGGAUUGAGCUCACUGCUUAAUUGAAAAGUCUGGGGAUUCAUAGCAAGUAGUGCAAAAUACCUAACUAAAUAACAGAAAGGGAAAAUUAUUUCACCUCAACUAUUUCAAAUUUGAAAUGAGCCAUUUUGAUUUUUAAUUCAAGUCCGUUUACCUUUGAGUGAAUAACCGCUUGUGUUUUUAUCAUUAUGCAACUUGUAGUUCAAGGGAAAUGUCAGUGUUCCAAAACGUGUGUUUCUGGUGUCUUACAAUGUUCUGCUCUCAUGCUCUGUGUACUUACAAAAUCUCCAUUGCAGAGAGCCUUGGGAACACACAAAGUACGUUUGGAUCUGACUUUUAUUCACGUUGUAACACAUCACAUUGCAAAGUAUUCACAUAGUUAAAUGCAGCAGUGCACUAACCAUAAUCUGUCUUCUAAUUCCCUUGUUCCAGAUCCAGUAUACCGGAGCGAGCAUGAACCCAGCAAGAUCAUUAGGAACAAGUGUUGUAUUUAACAAGUGGGAAAACCACUGGGUAAGUGUUUAUAGGUGGGAAUUACAGGAACACGUAUUCCUCUGAAUGCUUGAAGCCAAGAAUGGAUAGUAUUGCCAUUAGGUCUGCCUGAUCUACCAUUUUUCCUGGGAUGCGUAUAACUUCAUAUUGAUGGUCUACACGUAAUAAGAAAUUAAAUUCACCAUUUAAUUGCUGUAAGUGAUGUGUGUCGAUGAAAACAUGGUAAACCUGGUAAGCCUAAGGUCUGGCGUACAGCUCUAUCACUUAAAGGCUUAGCAAUAGGAGCUAUUAGGAGCAAUACUUGACCUAAAGUAAAGGGGAACAAGUGACAACUGCUGCUUACUGUUAUCACAAGAGUGCAGAGCAAGAUUGGCCAUGGGUCACAUUACGAAACUUUUCAAGACAAAAGGCACAUGGAAGUGUCUUCAUUUUUGUCCAGGACAUGCUGAAGUGUGUGCAUUGGGUCCUCACACCUAUGCCACUUUUGACUACAAUGUUUCAGAGCAGUAACCUUCUGUGCAUGCCUGGCAUGCAUGUUUUAUAAGAAUAAGAAAAUAAUGGGAUCAUCCUGAAUGGCUAAAACAUCUCUUGGUCUGGAUAGAGCUCCCUGCUUAAUUUGAGAAGCCUGGGGAUUUGCAUCAUGUAGUGCAAAAUAAUUAAUUUGGGAUACAACUUGCUGUGUUUUGUCUACAGUCAGGUUCUAAGAAUCUUGGCUCACCCCAAAUGUUUGCAAUAGUCAUGUUUUGCUUGUUAUUUUAUUAGUCCACAUUCAUUUUUUCAAAUUAUUUCUAACAUCACACCUGUUUGCUGCCCACAGCAUAAUCACACUUAUUGUAUGCAAUAACAGUAGGUCCCGAACACUGAUGAUGUAAGAGGUCCCAGAGUAAAAUAUAGCUAUUCAUGUUUCUCAAAAAAUACUGGAAUAAAAAAGUAGCAUGUGAAAAACAAGCUAAAAUAAUAAAAUUAGUAUUAAGUAAUUUUUUUUUUUUUUAAAUGCAGUAAUAUAACAAUUGUAACGGAUCGCCUGGCACCCCGACUGGGUACCUCCGUUGAAGGAUGCUCCUAGCGCUUCCUGAGGACUCCAAGCACUCUGGCAGACACCACAAUCACCAAACCGGAGAAACAAAUAAAUUCUCCCAAGCAUAUGAAUGCUGUAGACAGUUGAAUAGGAACCAUACGAAUAGGUUUACUCUCCUAGCAGUCAAACUGGAACAGCAUACAAUAAAUCCUUCCCUCAAUAAUGAGACAACACUUCACUUUGAGGGUUAAAACAGGAACUCUCUGUACAGUCUCUUUUAUUCCCAAUCCACAAACAUAGUACAGCCCACAGGGCGUUACAAAACAACCAAUCAAUCCGUACAAUACACCCAGACACUCCCACACAAAAUCCUCCCCUCUGCCUGUGAUAUGAUUACUGAACACAAUGGGUAAUCUCAUUAUCACCGGCAGAGGAAUACAGUUUUUACACAAUAUUUAUAACUUCUAAAAUAUACAUGUCAAAAACAUAAAACAUACAUUUUCAUAAUCAAUCCAUUCAGGGGAACAACAUAUUAAAAAAUGGCACGAAUCAGACCAGGGGUUCAAAAGUUAAGGGAAAGUCCUUUGUGACUAAAUGAAGCAUGGCUUUCCGGCCCAAACCAGUUUCAGAGUCUUCUAUCCUGGAGAUAAGUGAGAAGUAAUUCAAUUAUCUCCCAGGACAGACACAAGACUCCAUUAUGCACAUGGUGAGCACAAAGCAUUAAAAUAUUAUAAAAUACACAAAGUCACAUUUUAUACAUAAAACACAGACAUGUCACAUAUCCCCAGAUAGCUGGGAUCUGAGCGCACAAAACUACCGAAUAGCGCUCAGAUCCUAUUCACACAGUUCAAUUGCCAUGGAGCGAAGUCUUUAACUACACGAAUGGGCUCCAUGGCAUAGCUAUCUGGGUUAACACAUUCACAUAAAGUCUGGUCCAUAGUCCAAAGGCAAGAGGCGGGCAAGCAGCCCCCUCCAAGGACACGUGGCGAGGCCGGUUUCGCCACAACAAUUUUCAUAAGAAAACCCAUUAAUGUAUAUGGUAAUCUUUAAUAUCUUGGCUCAUGAUUUAACCUGCUUUGCUCGAGGAGAAAGGAGAAAGAAUGUCACUGUGUAGAGUUAGCAUAGACACUUCCUUAUUCUGUAGAUAGCGUUGAAAAAAACUGGUUUGACUAGCCAACCAACUGAGAUUUUUAUGAAAUUUUUAUGCACAGGUUAUAAUAAAUAAUUUGAAAUAAUUUAGCUGUUAUUAUAUUGAAAAUAAGUAAUGCACCUAUGCAUUUCGCAAAUGCAGCUGCAGCUUCUUUAUCAAUUUUCUUUAACAAUUUUCUUUAAUUAUGAGUAGUGAUGUCCCGAACUGUUCGCUGAACAGUUCACGAACGGUUCGCCACGGGCUCAUCAUUGAGUAAACUUUGACCCUGUACCUCACAGUCAGCAGACACAUUCCAGCCAAUCAGCAGCAGACCCUCCCACCUCCUGGACAGCAUCCAUUUGAAGCUGCAUUCUUAGUGAGCUGUCCAGGAGGUGGAAGGGUCUGGGAGGGAGGGUCUGCUGCUGAUUGGCUGGAAUGUGUCUGCUGACUGUGAGGUACAGGGUCAAAGUUUACUCAAUGAUGAGUCCGCGGCGAACCAUUCGUGGCGAACCGUUCGUGAACAUCACUAAUUAUGAGGUACUGUCCAAGAAUAUUCCUAGCGAUUCAGCCUCUUUCCCCACUGAGAAAAACAAGUGAAAUCUAAUAGCGCUUACAGGGUUAUGCAAAGUGAGAAAAGCCAUAAAUUCUAAUUAAAUUUCAGAUUUAAGGCCAAAAUAGACAAACUGAAAACAGGAUUGACUACAUUUUUCUAACUGAAGUGAAUAAUAGUUUUACAGUUAACAGGCAUUUGAGAGCUGGUGUACCCCUAAUUAUUCUUUUUUCCCUAUGGAAAGCAACUGCCUACUUGUCUGCAAUAUGGAUUAUCUAUGUUUUAAAUAUUCUCUGUCUUUGUCACCAGAUAUACUGGAUUGGUCCAAUGAUGGGUGGAGUUCUUGCCAGUUUUGUCUACGAAUACCUAUUCUGCCCAGACCCGGAGCUCAAGCUACGAUUGCAGGCCAGUUUUAGAAAACCAGAGAAUGAAAAUGAAUCUGUCCAGCUCCACGUGAGACCAGGAGGAGAGUACAACAAACUGGAAACAAUUGCAUAGUUUUAUUAUUAUCUAAAAUACUCGCUUUUAAACAUAACACAUAUGUAUAUAUUGAAGAUUAAUUGGAAGAGACUUUCACCAUGUUUAGUCUUUAGAGCAGAGUGAGAGCUUAACUUGUCUUCCAUGGUACAGACUGGGUUAGAGAUGUUUUAAUGAUUCCCAAAAAUAACAAUUGUACAUACAAACUUUAUAAUGUGUUUUUAUACAAUACCUGAGUGCACGGAAUAUGAUUUGUAGUCUAUUAUGCUACUAGCCCGACCUUAAAAGUAACUUGCCACUGCAAGCCAUACUAUACCAUGCAGGGGUGAAAUUCUGAGUCCUGCUGGAAUGUGUAUACAUUUGUCUUUGUCUAUUUUGUGAAUGUGUUUACAGGCCAUUUAUAGUGUUUACAUGUCCAUACAUCUUUCAGGGGGCAAGUAAAAUUGAGCGCAUGAAAUGUACAUUUUUACAUUUUCUAUUUUAAUUCUACUGACUGUGUAUACUUUCUUUAAAACAGAUCUACUAUUUCUGUGCACAUUCUAAGGCAUGGGGGUUUUUCAGUGUCAGCAUUCCUGUAAUGUACCCAUGGGCGUAAAGAUAUUUAAGUAGGGAUCAAAGAAAUAACCUAGUGUUGCUGUGUGCUAUUUUUGUUCUUUAGAAUACAAAACCAUUAUAUACAUCUUUUGAAAUGAGCAGACUUUUAUUUAGCUCAGAUGUUUUUGACUAAUUUUGUAAGUUAAAUGACAACUCACUAAAAUGCUGUUAAGUUACAUUAGAUAUGCUUAUCUAACGAGUAUAGGCUAUAGAUCUAAAUACAUUAAUUUCCUAUUUGUUGUUACUACAAAUAUACAUAUUUUAUAAUAUGUUAUAACAACGUUAAUGUGCUACUAUAUAUAUAUAUAUAAAUAUGUUUCAAAAAGGUGUCAAAAGAAAGGGUGUUAUAAUCCAUACAUUUACCCAGGAGUUGAGUUACUAUACUGUAAGUGGCUGUGCAUUGCAAAAUAUGUGGACAAAAUAUAUAUAUAUUUUUUUUAUUCACAUACACUUUAAUGUGAAAUGAAAAUUUAGAAUAUUAUGAAAACUCUGUUCUAAAUUUCCCAUACUGUAUGGAAUUUUAUUACCCACUAUUGAGACAAGUAAGUGAAAAUGUGUUAACAUUCAUUUGCAAAGAGAACUAAAGAGAUGGCAAAAUUUUAUUAUGGGAAUUUCUAUAUUUCUAUUGAUAUUUAUUUAUUUCUCUCUAUUUUCUAUUUUAAUGCUUAGAAUAUUAUUAUUAAUAUUAUUAUUGGUAUUUAUAUAGCACCAGCAUAUUCCAUAGCGCUUUACAAUAUUAUCAGAGGGGGAGAUAAAUGACAAUAAAUGAGACAAUUACAAAAACUUAAAAUAAGAAAAAUAAGUUGAAGAGGACCCUGCUCAAAUGAGCUUACAGUCUAGAGCAUGGGUAUUAAACUCCGGCCCCCCAGAUGUUGCUGAACUACAUGAUUCUCUGCCUAGCUAUGUAAUUCAAAGAAUCAUAGGAGUUGUAGUUCAGCAACAUCUGGGGGGCCGGAGUUUUGAGGACCCAUGGUCUAGAGCAGGGAUAGGCAGAUGUUUUGGACUACACCUCCCUUGAUGCUUCGCCAGCAUUAUAGCUGUAAGAGCACUGUGGGAGAUGUAGUCCACAACAUCUGGAGUGCCGAAGGUUGCCUACCCCUGGUCUAGAGGAUGAUCAGAAUAUAUUUUGUAACAACUAUGUCAUGUAUUACAUUUUCUAAAAAUAGAGACAUUAAAUUCAAUUAGUUGUUAUUCAAUUAAUUUUAGAUUUUCCAAAUAAAAAUGAAACCAGUUAGAAAGCCUGAAUUGCACUAUAUAUAUAUAAAUGUUUUAUAUUCAGCGGUAAUGUCAGUACAUUGUGCAGUAUCAUGCUUUCAAUUGUUUUAAAAAACAUUUAUUGAAUGCUAUCUAAAAGUAUUGAUUUUAUUUCUUACUGCUAAGCUUGUGUACAAUGUAUUCAUGACUAUAUUCUGAAAUGCUAAAAAUUCCAUUCCAUUGUUCCACUCCACUGAAUUAUUACACUUAAGUUUAAUGAACCAAUUUGCAAGUAGUUGUAUCAUUGAUGGUUUCUCUAUUUUAUUGAUAUUGUUUAUUUGUGUCCAAGUAAUUUGAAAGAUUAUAUAUAACUGUGUGUUUGCAUUAGAAAGCUUCCUCCUGUUUUUAGAAAAAGAUAUGCUUAUGUACAGAUUACUUAAACCUUUAGACAGAAGGACAGG